AUGGCUGAGAUGAUCCGUUCUAAUCCUAGUGGCAUGUCGGAUGCAGAUAAGUCAGUGGCUGCUACUGCUGAUUUUGCUAGUAUGGAGAAGCACAAUUUCACGCUCAUGCACUGCUGGCAAAUCCUGAAGGAUGAGCCCAAAUGGAUGGAGCUCAAAAGGAAAAUGGACACCCCUCAAAAUAGUGGUUCCAGGGAAAAUGUCCCCCCCCCCAAUGUGCAGCGAGACAUUUUCGAUCUUCAUCCCGAAAAGUCCUCAUCAACCAGCCCAUCAAGAAAACGUCCCAUGGGGAGGGACACAUCAAAAGAGGCUAAGAAGAAAGCUGCUUCAGCGUCCUCUGAGUACAUGUCCAAGAUGCAUGACCUAUCUGUUCAGAAGAUUGAGUUGUUCAAGGAAACAGAGGGUGAGCGCAAGGCCCGGCUAGAUGAAAUUGUUACUAUAGAGAAAGUGAAGGUAUUGGAAGCUCGCGAGCACCGCAAGAUGAUGCUGGACAUAGAGAGGGAAAGGUUGGCUCUGGAUAAGCAACGGCUUCAAAACGAGGCUGAAAAGAAAGAGAAGGAAGAGGACGAGCGCAUUUUAGCCAUUAACCUUGAUCAGUGUCUACCCAUGCAACGAAUGUACUAUCAAGUGCUACAAGAAGAUAUAAUUCAGAAGUUGAUGUCUCGACGUCGUGGACCAACUCAGUGA
This is a messenger RNA of Panicum virgatum (switchgrass), 684 nucleotides long. Its product is annotated as glutathione S-transferase T3-like. The record is from RefSeq and is a predicted model, not a curated record. NCBI's taxonomy places the organism in Eukaryota, Viridiplantae, Streptophyta, Magnoliopsida, Poales, Poaceae. The transcript has a single exon. Bases 1 to 684 code for a protein of 227 amino acids.